AGGAACAGGAGGAGGAAGGAGGAGCAGACAGAGCUUUGAUCAAACCCAGACCUCCUCUGCUUCAGCUCCGCAGAGAUGGUGGCAGAGGGCACCGGCGAAUAGGAAGCCAGAACCUGAGAGCCCUUAAUCACAUGUCUUCCCCUCCGACUGCUCCAUCACCGACCACUGGCACCUCCGUUUCUGGUAAAAGGACGGUGUUGUUGUCCAACGAGGCGAGGAGAGAAAUAGCGAAGCAGGCGAGAGCCAUGAAGGAGGAGAGACGAGCGACGCUUGACGCCCGACACAAAUACUUGAUCAGCAGGUUGGUGGACGCCGGGACGCUGGCCGAGCUGGAGGUGGAGGACGCGCUCAUCUCUGAUGACAAGUUCAGCCUCAUCGAUGAUUUCUUUGUUGCGAACGGAUCCAAGAAGCUGAUUUUCUUCUAUCAGAAUGUGAAGCGGAAUCUGCCCUCCACUCAUCCCUCCUUUGUGGAUGUAGCGACCUCAGCGUUGGCUCAGAGGAAACUCUUCCUCACUACAGGGAGCUCUGAGCCUUUACUGGGGAAGUGUCUGUUCUUCCUGAGAACCACUGACAAGGCGAUAACCACCGCUAACGUACAGCAGGAGGUGAACUUCGGCAUGUUGGACUGCAGUGAUGGCAGCAUCCUGAACAGUCUGGAGACUCUGCUGGCUCACAUCAUGUUACCGGCCCUCAGGUCACAGCAGACGUGGGGCUCUGUGCUGGAAGGCGCCUCCUGUCCAGACGUCCAGUCCUUUCUGUCUUCAGUGGACCAGUUCGUUAGUAAUCUGAGCUCGGCCAGAGUCAACAUGGAGAGAAAGUUCCAGCUGCAGCACAUCGACCUUCCUGAAGCCAUCAGCCAGCUGAGCAGCCCUGCAGACUACACGGCUGCAGCCAAUAACAGCGAGCUGGUGGAGCGUCUGGAGGGCGUGGUGUCGGUGUGGACCAACCAGAUCAAACAGGUCCUGACGGAGAGUGAGCAGAUGAGGAAGGAGGCCGAUGACGUCGGCCCAUCAGCUGAGCUGGAGCACUGGAAGAGACGGAUGGUCACCUUUAACAGUCUGAUGGAGGAGGUCAAGCGUCCUCUGGUGAAAAGGACUCUGGGAGUUCUGCAGGUCACCAAGUCCCGAACUCUACGAGCCUGGAGAGAAGUGGACGCGGACAUCACAGUCGUGGCUAACGAGGCCAAGGACAAUGUGAAGUAUCUGUACACUCUGGACAAGUUCUUUGGACCGCUGGGGAAAUGCACUCCGACCAAGAUGCUGGAGCACAUCCCCGGUCUGAUGAGCAGCAUCAGGAUGAUCCACACUGUGUCUCAGUACUACAACACCUCAGAGAGAAUGACCUCUCUGCUGCUCAAGGUCACUAACCAGAUGAUCACCACCUGCAGGGCCUACCUGUCGCAGGGCGUGGCUCGCAUCUGGGACCACAGCAGGCCGGUGCUGCUGCAGCUCAUCUCCGACUGUUGUAAUCUGAACGUGGAGUAUCAGAGGAGCUUCCAGGCGGUCAGAGACAAACUGAGAGAGAAUCCUGAAAACAGACAGUUUGACUUCAGUGAGAACUACAUCUUUGGGAAGUUUGAUGCUUUCUGCAGGCGUCUGGAGAAGAUAGCUGACAUGGCGUCUUCACUGGAGAGCCUGGCUGCCCUGAAACACAUGAAGGUGGAGGGCAUUGAGAAGAUUUACGCUCGCUACCAGACCAUUGUCUCCACAACCAAGUCCAAGACCUACGACAUCCUGGACCACCGUAAGCUGGAGUUUGACAGUGACUAUGCAGACUUCCAGCUCCAGGUUCAGGGUUUGUUCCAGUCUCUUCAGUCUCUGCUGGACUUUUGGUUCCACCAGUCUCUCACUACGGAGCGGAUGCUGGAGCUGCUGGUGGUGUUCGAGUCCGGUCCGACCUCUCGCCUGGACCUGAAGCAGCACUACCUGCUGCUGCUGCAGCGCUAUAGCAGAGAGCUGGAGCUGCUGAGGAAGACCUACCAGAGACAGAGGGACAGCCCGCCCAUCGGACGCAACCUGCCCCCGGUGGCAGGUAGGAUCCUGUGGUGUCGUCAGCUUUUCAGGAAGAUCGAAGCUCCCAUGUUGAUCCUGAAGAAGAAGCUCGACGUCCUCAAGGGACCGGACAUGACCAAAGUGAUCCGGAGCUACAACAAGAUAGCGGUGGUGUUGCUGCAGUACGAGGUGCUGCACCUGCAAGGGUGGAGUCAGGCUGCGGAGAGCGCACCGCACUGUCUGAACGCCGCCCUGCUGGUCCGACACGAGAACAGCAAGGAGGUUUUCGUGAACCUGGACCCCGUGGUGCUGGAGGUGCUGCAGGAAGCCCGAUGGAUGACCAAACUGGGGGUGACCGUGCCAAAGGUCAUCCUAAAAAUGAGCUCCAGAGAAGCACAGGUCAAAGCUCUGUACAAGCGGCUGCUGGAGUUGCUCCAGGACUACGGCUCGGUGGUUGCCCGAAUCCCCCCGUCCCUCUUCCCUCUGAUGCAGCCCUUCAUUGGCCGGGUGGAGGCGGCUCUCUCUCCUGGACUCACCACACUGUCCUGGACUGCUCUCAACACUGAUGCAUUCAUAGAGAGUGUUUACCAGGCUCUGAAAGAUCUGGAUCAGGUAUCCAAAGUUGCCACAGAUCUGUUAGAGUGUCGCAUCGGUCGGCUUCUUCAGACCAUGUCUUCCUGCUGUCUGCUGGUCCUGCAGAGUCAGCAGGUAGAGAAAUAUGUGUUUGAGCUGAUCGAGGAGCUGAAGAGGAAGAUGAAGACAACCGAGACUGUUAAUCUGGAGGGGUCUUUCCAGUGUCUCCAUCCAGACUCCAAACAGAAGACUCGCUGCCAGUCUUGUCUUCCUUGUCGUUUCUACAACCUGAUUGGUCAACUCUGUCAUCGCAACACCGAGGCCCUGGUCAAAGCUACUAAAUCCUCUCUGGACGCCUUGAGGAGGAGACUCCAUGUCCCCAAAUACCAACCGUCUUCCUCCUCCUCCUCCUGCAACUACGAAUCAGCUCCUCCACCUCUCUUUAAAGCUUCCAUCCAGCUUGCCAUCCCCAACAUCGUCCUCAGACCCAGCCUGGACGACAUUCAGAGUACACUGAACAAGCUGGUGAGCGUUGUGUUGUCUGUGACUAAAGACAUCCCUCUGUGGACUUACUCUCACCUGCAGUACAAACAGCAGCAGGUGGAGCAGGCGGCGGUUCGCGACGCAGGUGACGACAUCCCGGUGAAGCCUCCAGUACUGAGGCCUCUAGACAGACAGCUGGCCGAACAUAAAGACGUCACCAAGUUGGUGAUCCAGCUCAGCUCCAUCGUGUCGUCUCUAAGAGCUCAAGCUGCCGACACUCUGAAUGAACUCGCUCACUUUUCUACUCUGUCAGUCCAGGACCCAGAGGAGCAGGUCCAGGCCUUCCUGCAGUCGGACCCCUCUCUGACGGAGUUCAGCUCUCAGAUCUCCUUCUACUCCAAGCUGGAGGUGCAGAUCUCGGAGCUCCCAGCGUUUCUUACGGUGGGUUCGAUCGUCUUCGACACCGACCAGCUGAAGCUGUCGCUCACUCAGGAGUGUCGCCUCUGGAAGCGAGCCUUCGGCGCCGCGCUCAACCAUCGUGCGUCCGCCGACAUGGACGAGAUCUUCUCAUUCGUGGACGGGUUGACGAAGCGCCUGCAGCGUCCAAUCACAGACCUGGAUGAUGUCCGAGGAGCCAUGGCAGCGCUCAGAGAGGUCCGGGAGGCGGAGGUUCGUAUCGACGCCACCAUUGGCCCAGUGGAGGAAUCUUUUGCUCUGCUCAAUAAACAUGAACUUCUGUUCACGGACGGCAACGCCGAGCGCGUCGACGGCCUGACGUACGCCUGGAAAAACCUCAACGCCCUGGUGGUGCAGAACCAGAACACUCUUGUGAAGAUCCAACCCAGUAUGAAGGCAGACCUGCUGUCUGCAGUGCAGAGCUUCCAGAUCCACGUUCAGAGCUUCUACACCGAAUACGACCACAGGGGUCCGGGCGUGGAGGGCGUGGCUCCAGCUGAAGCCAGUGAGCGGCUGCAGAGUUUUCAGGCUGAGUUUGAUCAUCUGUGGAGGAGAUACACCACCUGCUCCGGAGGAGAGGAGCUAUUUGGACUUCCUGUUAAUGAGUAUCCGGAGCUGCAGAGGAUCAAGAGGGAGCUCUCUCUGCUGUCCAAGCUCUACACUCUGUAUAACGCUGUCAUUGACAGUGUCGCUGGAUACUACGACAUCCUGUGGGCUGACCUCAACAUUGAGAAGAUCAACACCGAGCUGCAGGACUUCCAGAACAGGAUUCGGAAGCUUCCGAAGGCGUUGAAGGAGUGGCAGGCCUUCAGAGAUCUGAAGAAAACCAUUGAUGACUUCACCGAGACCUGCCCGCUGCUCUACAUGAUGGCCAACAAGGCCAUGCUGCCUCGACACUGGACUCGCCUCAGUGAGUUGACCGGUCACAGUUUCCAGGUGGAAUCAGACAGUUUCUCCCUCAGAAACAUCAUGGAGGCUCCGCUGCUGAAAUACAAAGAAGACAUUGAGGAUGUUUGCAUCAGCGCGGUGAAGGAGCGCGACAUCGAGGCCAAGCUGAAGGACGUGGUGGCCGAGUGGAGCAGCCAAACGCUCAGCUUCGCCACCUUCAGGACCAGAGGAGAACUGCUGCUGAAAGGAGCCGACACGGCCGAGAAGAUCUCGAUGAUGGAGGACAGUCUGAUGGUGCUGACGUCACUGCUGAGCAACAGGUACAAUGCUCCAUUCAAGCCCUCCAUCCAGCUGUGGGUCCAGAAACUCUCCAACACCUCUGAGAUCAUCGAGAAGUGGUUGUCAGUUCAAAACCUCUGGAUCUACCUGGAGGCGGUGUUCGUGGGUGGAGACAUCGCCAAGCAGCUGCCUCAGGAGGCCAAACGCUUCCAGAACAUUGACAAGUCAUGGCAGAGGAUCAUGCAGCGAGCGCACGAGCUUCCCAACGUGGUGCAGUGCUGCGUGGGAGACGAGACGCUCAGCCAGUUGCUCCCUCACCUCCUUGAGCAGUUGGAGCUCUGUCAGAAGUCUCUGUCUGGUUACCUGGAGAAGAAGCGGUUGGUCUUUCCUCGGUUUUUCUUCGUGUCUGACCCCGCGCUGCUGGAGAUUCUGGGUCAAGCCUCGGACUCGCACACGAUACAGGCUCAUCUGCUCAGUCUGUUUGACAAUGUUAACAGAGUUGUUUUCAAUGAGAAAACAUACGACCAGAUCAUCAGCUUUCAGUCUCAAGAGGGAGAAACUGUGGAGCUGAGCCACCCUGUCCUGGCACAGGGGAAUGUGGAGGUGUGGUUAGGACAGUUGCUUGAAGGGGUGAGGCAGACCCUCCAUGCUAUCAUUCGCCAGGCUUACCUGGCAAUCAGUGACCCGAGCCUGAAGCUGCUGGAGUUCCAGUCUGCGUUUCCAGCUCAGGUUGGCCUGCUGGGAAUCCAGAUGAUCUGGACCAAAGACGCAGAGGACGCACUUGUCCUAAGCAAGUCUGACAAAAAGAUCAUGCAGACAACCAAUCAGAAGUUUCUAGACCUCCUCAAUGAGCUGAUCGACAUGACGACCAGGGAGCUGAGCAAGAAUGAGAGGACCAAGUACGAGACGCUCAUCACCAUCCAUGUCCACCAGAGAGACAUCUUCGAUGAGCUGGUGCGUCUGAACGUGCGAUCUGCAUCUGACUUCGAGUGGCAGAAACAGUCACGGUUUUACUUCCUGGAGGAAACAGACAGAUGUGUCAUCCAGAUCACAGAUGUGGAGUUCAGCUACUGCAACGAAUACCUGGGCUGCACAGACAGACUGGUCAUCACCCCGCUGACAGACAGGUGUUACAUAACUCUGUCCCAGGCCCUGGGGAUGAGUAUGGGUGGAGCUCCAGCUGGUCCGGCUGGGACAGGUAAGACCGAGACCACUAAAGACAUGGGUCGCUGUCUGGGGAAAUAUGUGGUGGUCUUCAACUGUUCGGACCAGAUGGACUACAGAGGACUUGGACGCAUCUACAAAGGUCUGGCUCAGGCAGGAGCCUGGGGUUGCUUUGAUGAAUUUAACCGCAUCGAGCUGCCGGUCCUGUCAGUCGCUGCACAGCAGAUCUACAUUGUCCUGCAGUGUAAGAAGAACAAGAAGAAACAGUUUGUCUUCACCGACGGAGACGUUGUUGACAUGGACCCAGAGUUUGGCAUCUUCCUCACAAUGAACCCCGGAUACGCCGGCCGUCAGGAGUUGCCCGAGAACCUGAAGAUUCAGUUUCGCACAGUUGCCAUGAUGGUCCCAGACCGAGCCAUCAUCAUGAGGGUCAAACUGGCCAGUGCAGGUUUCCGUGACAACCAGGUCCUGAGCAGGAAGUUCUACACCCUCUACAAACUGUGUGAGGAGCAGCUCUCCAAACAGGUCCAUUAUGAUUUUGGUCUGAGGAACAUUUUGUCAGUUUUGAGGACGCUGGGAGCUGUGAAGAGGUCCAACCCAUCAGAACCAGAGAAGACUGUGGUGAUGAGGGUCCUGAGAGACAUGAACCUCUCCAAACUGGUUGAUGAGGAUGAGCCUCUGUUCAUGAGUCUGAUCAAUGAUCUGUUUCCUGGUAUCGUUCUGGAUAAAGCCGGGUAUCCAGACUUGGAGUCAUCCAUCUUCGGUCAGGCUCAGCAGGCCAGCCUGAUCCCUCAUCCCCCCUGGAUCCUCAAACUGGUUCAGCUCUACGAGACGCAGAGAGUGCGACAUGGUAUGAUGACGUUGGGUCCCAGCGGUGCCGGGAAGUCGGCCUGCAUCCACACUCUGAUGAAGGCCAUGUCAGAGUGCGGCUCCCCACACCGCGAGAUGAGGAUGAACCCCAAAGCGAUCACGGCCUCGCAGAUGUUCGGCACGCUGGAUGUCACCACCAACGACUGGACCGACGGCGUCUUUUCUACUCUAUGGAGGAAAACUCUCAAAGCCAAGAAGGGGGAAUACAUCUGGAUUGUGCUGGACGGUCCAGUUGAUGCCAUCUGGAUCGAGAACCUGAACUCAGUUCUGGACGACAACAAAACUCUGACUCUGGCGAACGGAGACCGAAUUCCCAUGGCUCCCUGCUGCAAGAUUGUCUUUGAGCCCCACAACAUCGACAACGCUUCCCCAGCCACGGUGUCCAGGAAUGGGAUGGUGUUCAUGAGCUCCUCGGUGCUCGGCUGGAGCCCAAUCCUGCAGGCCUGGUUACAGAAGCUACCAGAACAGCAGGCUGACGCUCUGAAACUCUGCUUCAACUCCUGCUACCAGGACUUCUUGGACUUUGUUUCCACUGCUGUGUCUCCAAAGAUGCAGGUGCUGGAGUGUAUGUACAUCAGACAGACUAUUGACCUGCUGCAGGGCUUGCUCCCAGCUGCGGAGGAAAAACAGGGUUGCCAUGGCGCCAUGGGUCGACUAUUUGUGUUUGCGGUGAUGUGGUCUCUCGGAGCGGUGCUGGAGCUGGACGACAGAGUGAAGAUGGAGGCCUUUCUAAAGAGCCACAGCUCAUCUCUGGACCUGCCGCACACUCAGGACGAUCAGACCAUCUUUGAGUUCACCGUCAACGAGCAGGGACAGUGGGAGCACUGGUCCAACAAGGUCCCAGAAUAUGUCUACCCCAAAGACCAAGUCCCAGACUACUCUUCCAUCCUGGUUCCUAACGUGGACAACGUGAGGACGGACUUCCUGAUGCAGACCAUUGUGAAGCAGAGGAAGGCUGUGCUGCUGAUUGGAGAGCAGGGAACUGCCAAGACCGUCAUGAUUAAAGGCUACACCAGUAAGCUCGACCCGGAGCUCCACCUCAGUAAGACGCUGAACUUCUCGUCGGCCACGCUGCCCAGCAUGUUCCAGAGAACGAUCGAGAGCUACAUCGAUAAACGAAUGGGCGCCACCUACGGGCCGCCGGCCGGACGCAGGAUGACCGUGUUCAUCGACGACAUCAACAUGCCCGUUAUCAAUGAAUGGGGAGACCAGAUAACCAAUGAGAUCGUGCGUCAGCUGAUGGAGCAGGGAGGAUUCUACAGUUUGGAUCGCCCAGGAGAGUUCAUCACCGUGGUGGACGUUCAGCUGGUGGCAGCCAUGAUCCACCCGGGCGGCGGUCGCAACGACAUCCCUCAGCGCCUGAAGAGGCAGUUCUCCAUCUUUAACUGCACGCUGCCCUCCAACUCCUCCAUUGAUAAGAUUUUCGGCACUGUGGCUCAGGGAUACUUCUGCCCAGAGAGAGGCUUCCCCGCUGAGGUCUGCAACCUCGCCGCCACUCUCGUACCCACCACCAGACGGGUGUGGCAGGCGGUGAAGGCAAAGAUGCUACCGUCUCCUGCUAAGUUUCACUACAUCUUCAACCUGAGGGACCUCAGCAGAAUCUGGCAGGGCAUCCUGACAGUGAAGUCUGAGGUGUGUCAGAGCUCUGAGCUCCUCUCAGCUCUUUUCCAUCACGAGUGUUGCAGAGUGAUCGCCGACCGAUUCAUCGACAGCAGCGACAGACAAACCUUCAACGGCAUCAUGGAGAGGAUCACAGUGGAGGAUCAUGGGAAAGCUCUGACUGAGCAUGCUCAGUGGGAAAGCUGCUUUGUGGACUUCCUGCGUGAAGCUCCAGAGGCGACGGGCGACGAACCUGAAGACACCGAGCUGGAAGCUCCGAAGGUGUAUGAGCCAAUACCUUCGUUGGAUUCUCUGGCAGAGCGGUUGUCUGUUUUCCAACAGCAGUACAACGAGGCAGUGAGGGGUGGAGCCAUGGACCUGGUCUUCUUCAAGGAUGCAAUGACCCACCUGAUGCGGAUCUCACGGAUCCUGCGGACGCCGCAGGGGAACGCCCUGCUGGUCGGUGUUGGGGGUUCGGGGAAGCAGAGUCUGACGAGGUUGGCGUCGUUCAUCGCAGGAUACCAAACCUUCCAGAUCACAUUGACCAGGUCGUACAGCUGCAGUAACCUGCUGGAGGAUUUGAAGGCUCUGUAUCGUAUCGCUGGUCAGCAGGGAAAAGGAGUCACAUUUCUCUUCACUGACAACGACAUUAAAGACGAAGCCUUCCUGGAAUAUAUGAACAACGUCCUGGCGAGCGGUGAAGUCUCCAACCUGUUCGCUCGUGACGAACUUGAUGAGAUCACUCAGGAUCUGAUUCCCGUCAUGAAGCGGCAGCAGCCUCGCCGACCUCCGACCUCCGAAAACCUGUACGACUUCUUCCUGUCCCGAGUGCGGAGCAACCUUCAUGUUGUCCUCUGCUUCUCGCCUGUCGGGGAGAAGUUUCGGACUCGUGCCUUAAAGUUCCCAGGCCUGAUAUCGGGCUGCACAGUGGACUGGUUCCAGCGCUGGCCCCGGGACGCCCUUGUAGCUGUAUCACAUCACUUCCUGUCUCAGUACAAGGACCUCCGCUGCUCAGACGACGUGAAGCGGAGUGUGGUGGUUACCAUGGGAACCUUCCAGGACCUGGUCGCGGAGAAAUGCACGGAGUACUUUGAGCGUUUCCGCCGUCAAACGUUUGUGACGCCCAAAUCCUACCUGUCCUUCAUCGACAGCUACAAGGUCAUCUACGCUGAGAAGAUCGCUCACGUCGGCACGCUGGCUGAGCGCAUGAAGACGGGUCUGUGUAAACUGAUGGAGGCGGAGCAGUCUGUGUCUCAGCUCUCUGAGGAGCUGGUGGUGAAGGAGCAGGAGCUCGCCGUCGCCUCCGAGAAGGCAGAUGGAGUCCUGCAGGAGGUCACGGCGAAAGCUCAGGCUGCUGAAAAGGUGAAGCAGCAGGUGCAGAAGGUGAAGGAUAAAGCUCAGAUCAUUGUCGACGAGAUUGAAGCUGAUAAAACGUCAGCAGAGUCCAAACUGGAAGCUGCAAAACCAGCGCUGGAGGCAGCAGAGGCUGCACUACAGACCAUUAAACCGGCCGACAUCGCCACAGUGAGGAAGCUGCAGAAGCCUCCUCAUCUCAUCAUGAGGAUCAUGGACGCUGUUCUGCUGCUCUUCCAGAGAAAGAUCGACACGGUGACUGCUGACCCCGAACGACCUUGUCUGCGACCUUCGUGGGCCGAGGCGUUGAAGCUGAUGCAGAACUCUGCCUUCCUCAGCAUGCUGCUCAACUUCAGCAAGGACUCCAUCACAGAGGAGGUGGUGGAGCUGCUCACUCCCUACCUGGAGAUGGACGACUACAACCUGGAGUCAGCCAAAAGAAUCUGCGGCAACGUGGCGGGACUCUGCUCGUGGACUCAGGCCAUGGCCGACUUCUUCGCUAUCAACAAGGAGGUGCUGCCUCUGAAGGCUAACCUGGCCCUGCAGGAGGUUCGUCUGGUCGUCGCUCAGACUGAACUCUCCAAAGCUCAAGAACAGCUGGAUGCUAAACAGCAGGAGCUGGACGCCGUGCAGGCACUUUACGAUGCUGCUAUGAAGGAGAAGCAGGACCUGGAGGACGACGCCCAGGCCUGCCGCCGUAAGAUGUCCAACGCUACGGCUCUGAUCGAUGGGCUGGGAGGAGAGAAGGUUCGCUGGACCGACAGCAGUGCUGGGUUCCAGACUCAGAUCAAACACUUGGUCGGGGACGUCCUUCUGUCCGCAGGCUUCCUGUCCUACGCCGGCCCGUUUAACCAGGAGUACCGCAGCCUGCUGCUGGAGCUGUGGAAGAAGGAGAUGGAGGAGAAACUCAUCCCCUUCAGUCCUGACCUGAACGUGAUUGGCCUGCUGGUGGACAACGCCACAGUGAGCGAGUGGAACCUGCAAGGUUUACCCAGCGACGACCUGUCCAUCCAAAACGGCAUCGUGGUGACGAAGGCGUCCCGUUACCCGCUGCUGAUAGACCCCCAGGGCCAGGGCAAGACCUGGAUCCAGAACAGAGAGAGAGACCAGCAGCUACAGGUGACGUCUCUGAACCACAAAUAUUUCCGUUCCCACCUGGAGGACAGUCUGUCUCUGGGGCGUCCCAUGCUGCUGGAGGACAUAGGCGAGGAACUGGACCCUGUCCUGGACAACAUACUGGACAAAAACUACAUCAAGUCUGGAUCAACUUAUAAAGUGAAGGUUGGAGAUAAGGAGGUGGAUGUGUUGAAGGGCUUCACACUCUACAUCACCACAAAGCUGGCUAACCCAGCGUACAGCCCCGAGGUCAGCGCCAGGACGGCCGUGGUGGACUUCACCGUCACCCAGCGAGGCCUGGAGGACCAGCUGCUGGGACGUGUCAUACUGCUGGAGAAACAGGAGCUGGAGGCGGAGCGGGUGAAGCUCUUAGAGGAAGUGACGUCAAACAAGAGGAAGAUGCAGGAGCUGGAGGACAGUCUGCUGUUCAGGCUGACCAGCACGCAGGGCUCCUUGGUGGAGGACGAGUCUCUGAUCGAAGUUCUGAGAGUCACCAAGACCACCGCUCAGGAGGUGAGUGAGAAGCUGUCGGUCGCAGCAGAGACGGAGGUGAAGAUCAACCAGGCCAGGGAGGAGUACCGGCCGGUGGCCACCAGGGGGAGCAUCCUCUACUUCCUGAUCGUGGAGAUGUCUCUGGUUAACGUCAUGUACCAGACGUCCCUACGGCAGUUCCUGGGUCUCUUUGACUCGUCCAUGCAGAACUCGGCCAAGUCGCAGCUCACCUCCAAACGCAUCAGCAACAUCAUCAACUUCCUCACCUACCAGGUGUUCUGUUACACAGCCCGGAGUUUGUAUGAGGAACACAAACUGCUGUUCACGUUGUUGUUGGCUCUGAAGAUCGACCUGCAGGCCCGAAACAUCUCGCACCCGGAGGUGCUCACCUUCAUCAAAGGCGGAGCCUCUCUGGAUCUGAACUCUGUAGAAUCCAAACCACGGCGCUGGAUUCUGGAUCAGACCUGGCUCAACUUGGUCCAGCUGUCCGGGCUGCCGCCGUUCUCCCAGAUCCUGGCGCAGGUGAGCCAGAACGAGCGUGCAUGGAGGAACUGGUUUGACCAUCCAGCACCAGAGGACGCCACACUGCCUGAUGGGUACGAGGAAAAGCUUGACACCUUCAGGAAGCUUCUGCUCAUCCGGAGCUGGUGUCCCGACCGAACCACUGCUCAGGCGCGUCACUACAUCUCUGAGUCUCUGGGUCAACAGUAUGCUGAAGGUUUGGUUCUGGACCUGGACGCCAUGUUGGCAGAGAGUGACAGCAGGACGCCGAUGGUCUGUCUGCUGUCGAUGGGCUCUGACCCGACCGAGAACAUCGAGAGACUGGCCAAGAGCAAGGGGGCGCCGUGCCGUCCCAUUUCCAUGGGGCAGGGCCAAGAGGUUCAUGCUCGCAGACUAUUGGCCAACAGCAUGACGGACGGCGGCUGGCUCCUCCUCCAGAACUGCCAUCUGGGACUGGACUUCCUGGACGAGCUGCUGGAGACGGUCACCACGGCAACGCCAGAGAGCGUGCACAAAGGUUUCAGGGUGUGGCUGACGACGGACGUGCACCCCAGAUUCCCCAUCAACUUCCUUCAGUCCUCCAUCAAGUUCACCAAUGAACCUCCUCUUGGGAUGAAAGCAGGUCUGAAGAGGACUUUUAACGGCGUCACUCAGGAUCAGUUAGAGAUCAGUAACCUGCCUCAGUGGAAGCCUCUGCUGUACGCUGUGGCCUUCCUGCACACCACUGUGCAGGAGCGUCGGAAGUUCGGCCCUCUCGGCUGGAACAUCCCCUACGAGUUCAACCAGGCAGAUUUUACCUCCAGCAUGCAGUUUGUGCAGAACCACCUGGACGAACUGGAUUCAAAGAGAGGAGUCAACUGGAGCUGCCUGCGCUACAUGCUGGGUGAAGUCCAGUACGGCGGCCGGGUGACAGAUGACUUGGACAAACGUCUCCUCAACACCUUCACUCGUGUCUGGUUUAGCGAGAACACCUUCAGCGACAAGUUCUGCUUCUAUAAAGGCUACAGCAUCCCCGGGAAGGCCAAGACGGUCCAGGACUUCCUGCAGCAGAUCGAGACGCUGCCGCUGGUCGAUUCACCUGAGGUUUUUGGGCUCCAUCCCAACGCUGACAUUACCUACCAGACCAACCUAGCCAAUGAGACGCUCAGCACCAUCAUCAACAUCCAACCAAAGGACAGCGGGGGUGGGGCCGGGGAGACCAGAGAGGCCAGCGUACAGAGACUAGCCAGUGAGAUGCUGGAGAAGCUACCACCUGACUACGUGCCGCACGAGGUCAAAGGUCAACUGCAGAAGAUGGGUCCACUUCAGCCAAUGAACAUCUUCCUGCGACAGGAAGUGGACCGCAUGCAGCGAGUCAUCAGCAGCGUACGGAGCACGCUCACCGACCUCAGACUGGCCAUCGACGGAACCAUCAUCAUGUCUGAGGAUCUGCGCGACGCUCUCGACUGUAUGUUCGACGCUCGGAUCCCUCGUCUGUGGCUGCGGCUCAGCUGGCCUUCAGCCACGCUGGGCUUCUGGUUCAGCGAGCUGCUGGAGAGAAACCAGCAGCUCAGCAGCUGGAUCAGCACCGGGCGACCAAACCAGUUCUGGCUCACCGGUUUCUUCAACCCGCAGGGUUUCCUGACCGCCAUGCGUCAGGAGACGACGCGCUCCAACCUGUCCAGGGGCUGGGCCUUGGAUACCGUGACCCUUAGCAAUGAUGUCACCAAGAUGAUGAGGGAGGACGUGUCGGCUCCGCCUCCAGACGAUAUGGGCGGAGUCUACAUCUAUGGCCUCUUCCUGGAUGGAGCUGGAUGGGACCGGCGUAGCGCCAAACUCACAGAGUCCCCACCCAAGGUCCUCUUCACUCCCCUCCCCGUGGUCCACGUCUACGCCGUCAGCUCAGCCAACAUGGCGGACAGUAAGCGGCAGCCCGGCGGCGGGUCCGUCAGCCUGUAUUCGUGUCCCGUCUACAAGAAACCACGUCGGACCGACCAGAACUUCAUCUUCUCUCUGCAGCUGAGGAGCGUUCAGCCGGCGGAGCACUGGACCCUGCGAGGCGCCGCACUGCUCUGCGACUGCAAGUGAUCCUCAGACAUCAAAAUAACGUUUAAAGGACCAAAUAGGUACAUUUUUAUUUUCAAGUUUUAGCCUCGUAAACUGCAAAUCACGUAUAUUAAACAGUCCUGAUGAUUAUUUUCCGAAUCCAUGUUGAGGUUUUAGGGAGUUUCUUCUUUUCUAUAAAGAAAAAAAAUCAAUGAGCAGAGACGUUAAAUAGAUCCUUCAUGAAAUACACCAAAUAAAAUAUUUCACCAG
Larimichthys crocea (large yellow croaker) is the source of this 14060-nucleotide messenger RNA. RefSeq names its product dynein, axonemal, heavy chain 5 like (gene dnah5l). Gene Ontology annotation, molecular function: dynein light intermediate chain binding; minus-end-directed microtubule motor activity; ATP binding. NCBI's taxonomy places the organism in Eukaryota, Metazoa, Chordata, Actinopteri, Sciaenidae. Gene Ontology annotation, biological process: microtubule-based movement. The transcript is spliced from 97 exons. The coding region runs from base 132 to 13832 and encodes 4566 amino acids. Gene Ontology annotation, cellular component: axonemal dynein complex. The record is from RefSeq and is a predicted model, not a curated record.